GCCAGUGGCUGCCCGACCGCCGCGCCGAGCGCACGACCUGCGCAUCUCCGCGCCCCGCGCAGCACCGCGCUUCGCUCCGACCCGCCGCAAUGAUGCGGCGCGGUUCAAUUGCCAUCAUCGGCGGUGGCGAGCCGCUGAUUGUGGUGGAGGAGAGCGGCGCCGAGGAGGCAGAUGGGUCCCAACGCUCAAACGCGCCCAUGCGAGGCUACUCCGAGGACACCGAGUCGCCUCCCGACCCGUACCACCUGUCGCCAUGGCGCGACAAUCGCAAACAUUCCUUGCCCACACCUUCUUGCACUACUGGCCCCACUGCCAGUCAGGUACGGCGGCUUUCUGAAAGAGGCGAAGGAGCGGCACGCGAGGCUCGCGAAGCUGCGUUCCUCGCUACUUUACAGCAAGCAUCGCCGCAGCCGGGUGGUCGAAGACAUUCCGUAGUGACAAUAUCUCGAGUACCGCAAGCGCUCUUUGGACGUGGACGACGUGAAUCUAUUGCAGCAUUUCCCGCACUUUCACGACGCAGGGAUUCGGGUUCCAAGAAAUGUUUACCAGCUAUCGAUACGCUCGGCAGUACCCAUAAUCUUCAACUCGACAUAAUGGACGAUAUUGUGCAAGCUCGUAAAGUGCGAAUGCGCCUCUGGAAUACUUCCAAUGAGCGUGUAUGUGAAGUGCAGCCACUUGACGAGCGGUCGCCGAUGAGCGGGUCGGUGAGGUACACGAACCGUGGCCGUCGACAUUCCGACUUCGUGGGUUCUCCACUGCCUCCCAUUCCGGCUCGUCGUCGAGCCUCGGAGAUGCCGCCACCUAUCCCACCUCGCACCGGUGUUAAUACCAAUGCAGGAGUCAUUUGCACCGACACUGAUUUGCGUUACAUGCUGAAAGGUCUCACCUCGUCUGCCACAGAAAUAGACUGCUGCGGUAAACCGGAGCGAACGAGACGCCUUGCCGACAUGCGCUCUAGCAGCUUUGACGCUUCUACGCUACGAGACAAGCCCAUCGACGCAGGCACCACAUGGUUUACACGUAGACACCAAACUCUAGCUACCAAGAAAAAAGAAAGCGAACCCAAAAAGGGAAAGGUGACAUUCGCACCGGAUGCAAAGCAAGCUCCCGGAGAUGCUGCAACUGUUGUGUGGGACUCGGGUUCCGUUGUAGACGCGAGUGCACUAGGAAGUGCUAUAGAGGUAUUUCUUAGGAAAAGCGGCGCAGUUGGCGGUGAGCCCGGGCCAUCAUCCUCGGGGGCAAACAAGCCGAAAGAAGUGGCAAAGGUGCAAGACAUUCCCGGGCCGAGCCGUGUGUCGGCAGGCGCUAGCGGUACCGCCAGCGCUGCUAGCGAGCACUGGGUGCGUCCCGAAGAGGAGCAAGCGGAGGGCUGCGAUGCCACGCUCUGCUCCUCGCUCAAAGACCUUUUCGUGUAGGUGCGUUUAACUCUUGUACAUUACUAGUUGUCAAAUAAGAUUCGUUUCUCAGAUGGCGAGUGAGGUGCGAGGUAGCAUGCCAUCGCGUGCGCUCGGUGUACCUUCGUAUUUUAUGAAUCUUUCAAUGUGAUAGCUGCGCGCGGGCGCCGGUCGUCCUGAGUCGACUGACGACCGACGCUUGCACCGCGUCGAAAUAUUUUUAGAGUGAAUUCUAUUUUCAUUGUAAAUUUUUUGAUAUUAGUGAUCAAAUAAUGACUUAUUGUUAGAUAGAAAAUUAUAUUCGUGAUGAGGGGCGCGCCUUUCCGCUGCCGCCGCGAUGCAGUGCGGCCUCCCUUGCGCGCCCUGCCCCACCCCACCCCGUCUCGUUAGACAAUCUGUGUCUUGUAUCCAGUGUUGCCAUUAAAUAAUUAACUUUAUAUAUAAUAAUACCUAAUAAUAUAGCAGACACUCUAUGAAGAGACGUUGGGAGAAACGUACGCUUAAUAGAAGAAGGCGUCAUCCUGUGUCGCCUUUUAUCAAUAAAAGUUUUUAUCGA
This is a messenger RNA of Hyposmocoma kahamanoa, 1950 nucleotides long. RefSeq lists its product as uncharacterized. Lineage: Eukaryota; Metazoa; Arthropoda; Insecta; Lepidoptera; Cosmopterigidae. Bases 90 to 1415 code for a protein of 441 amino acids. The transcript has 5 exons. The record is from RefSeq and is a predicted model, not a curated record.